ACCAAACGGCAACUCAAACAAAUCCGGAAAAGACAAAAAAGAAAAAGUAAUUAUAUCUAAUAAAUCAGCAAAUUUUGGAUUUGUUUAUUGAUUAUCUCACCCACCCAUUUUUCACUCGGGUGAUUUUGGAAUCUCUCCUACAACGCAGUGAUUUCAGGUAAACUCGGGAAGAUUGCAAAAAGGAAUUAUAAUAAGAUAGUAUAAAGUAGGUCGUGCAUCCAUUUGUGCAGGAUGAGCAGCCAGAAUCAAGGGGCUAGCUUAUCUUCUUCAGCGGACCCACCUAUGAAGCGGAAACGUGGGCGUCCACGCAAGGAUGAGACUGUUCAAGGGGACAACACACCUUUGACUCCUGCAUCUGACAAUCUGAAGAAAGACAAGCAGAGUGUGGGAACAAGUGACGCUGCCUCUGAUGACAUGGUAGGUCAGAUGGUUUCUGGUGUCAUUGAAGGUUCAUUUGAUGCUGGAUAUCUCCUUAACGUUAAGGUAGGUGAUACCAACACACAUCUUAGAGGUGUUGUAUUUCUACCGGGACGAUUUACUCCAAUUACUGCAACAAAUGAUGUGGCUCCACAUGCUAAGAUGUACAAAAGGAAGGAGAUUCCUAUCCCAUUUGUAAACCCUCAAGGUCAUCUCCAUGCUGUGAGUCCAUCAGGGAAAAGUGAGAAGCCCAUAGAGCAUAAAAAUGAUUCACCUAACCUUCCAGACCAAAGUCUACAGAUAGGGCUUCAGUGUGGUGCCACGGCUGCUAGUGAGAGCCAAUCUCCCUCUAUUCUAAUUCCUUCAGCUAGUAACUUGCCAAUAGAUGACACUGGUCUUCCUCUGGGACAAAAGGUCCUGCAAGAACAAAUCUUAGAUUCUGGAUUGCAGAAUGAUAAAGCUUUUGGACAGGAUCCGUCACUGCAGGGAUUUGAAGCCUUCAAAUUGAUGAGAGGACCAAGUAUUAAUGUAGAGGCACCUAAAGCAUCUGAGCCAGUGUCUGCAACAUUUACUUCUACUUUGCCAGCUAUUCAGACUGUAAAUCUGAAGCCUCAAGUUGAACACCAGGCCGUGAGUUCUGAUCUUAAGUUGCAGGAAUUGCUUCAUGAUGAUGUGAAAAGCCUUGACCUUGGUAACAACCAAACUUCUAAGUUUUCUGAACCUGAACCUCAAGCCAUGGCCUGUCACACUGGAAUCAACAUAUUCGGGAAACAGGCUUGGUCAAGGCAAGAUAUAGAUAUUUCACAAGAUACUCAAUUGGAGCUCGCUAAGAAGAUUAUGAGUGGAGCUGACACGUCUCACAUGGAUGGAUUUUCUGCAAGUGAUGUUGCUACAACUACCGGGACAUCUCUAUGCUCUGCAUCAAUGACCAGCCUACCGAUAAUGAUAUUUGGGGCCGAAACUAUUCCAUCUGAACCCAAGCCUGCUGCUGAAGAACAUGUUCUUCCAAGAAUGGUUGUACCUGAAGUUAAUAGUUCCUUAAUGGCUGCCAACAACAACAGUGUGGAUGCUAAUGCCAAAGAUGCCAUUCCACCAGGACAGUAUUAGUUUUCUGAGUUGUGAAACUAGAGGCGUGAAUAGAAGGAGCCUUCAAAGUCUAAGGCUUGAAGGAUGACUAGCAUAAGUCAUGACUGAGAAUUGUUUAGAGUUUUAAGGCAAAUGCUUAAUUUGGUACUCUUUGUCUCUAAUUUGGAUUAUUUGUAACGUGUACUCUUUGCAAUCAACCUUUACCUUCUGACUUCAUUUCUAGUGCAUUCUCAUGCUUUGUGCUGAAGAUUUCUCGCACGCUUUGGUAGCAUUGUGUGCGUGCUUUCAUGAUUGACCUUUUUUCUUUUUCUCAUAAAAUAGAAAAACGAAGACAGAAUGUCAUAUUCUGUUAUGUGGUAGUUAAG
Messenger RNA from Durio zibethinus, 1868 nucleotides. Its product is annotated as DNA binding protein. Lineage: Eukaryota; Viridiplantae; Streptophyta; Magnoliopsida; Malvales; Malvaceae. The record is from RefSeq and is a predicted model, not a curated record.